AUGGACCUGGCCAGUGCCUUCAUGCAGUACGUGCAGCGCUGUCCCCAUGUCAUGCAAUCCAUUCAGGGCUUUGUCGGUGAGAAUUGCCAUCACUUUGCGGAUCUCGCGGUUUGUGAAGAACGCAGACUCGAGUACACCACGAUUCAUCAACAGUUCCUUGCACUGUUGGAGCAACAUGUAGAGGUCCAGCUGGGGGAGGCGUUUCUGCAAUUUCAGGGCGCUUCGGAGUCAGAGUUCCUGGAAGCUCUUCAAUCAGUGCAGGCUGGCACCGGAGGUUGCCAAAGAGGGAUGACAAAACGAACAAAGAUGGGAUGUAGCAGUAUAUAUAUAUACAUAUAA
This is a messenger RNA of Cladocopium goreaui, 339 nucleotides long. The record is from the annotation of a GenBank genome assembly. Lineage: Eukaryota; Dinophyceae; Suessiales; Symbiodiniaceae.